This is a messenger RNA of Syngnathus typhle (broad-nosed pipefish), 11914 nucleotides long. RefSeq names its product trinucleotide repeat containing adaptor 6C2 (gene tnrc6c2). Gene Ontology annotation, biological process: positive regulation of nuclear-transcribed mRNA poly(A) tail shortening; miRNA-mediated post-transcriptional gene silencing. NCBI's taxonomy places the organism in Eukaryota, Metazoa, Chordata, Actinopteri, Syngnathiformes, Syngnathidae. Gene Ontology annotation, molecular function: protein binding; RNA binding. The transcript is spliced from 22 exons. The record is from RefSeq and is a predicted model, not a curated record. The coding region runs from base 803 to 6403 and encodes 1866 amino acids. Gene Ontology annotation, cellular component: P-body; nucleoplasm.
UCCUGGUCUGGCUGCUCUCCGGGGGAGGAGGAGAGAAGCGACACUGCGGUGUUUGCUAGUCUCAACAAAAUGGCUGCGAGACCACUGACGCCGAGCGCUCACUGAAACGCCUGCCAUGGCCGUGCUCUGCGACGUCUGGACCCUUGCAGAAUGUAUUUUCCCGGAGUCGCUUCUCACUUUGCAUUCGCGGUAGCCGGCGCGUCACUAGUCGUCCCGCUGGUCACCUAAAAACGAAACAUUUCUUUUUUUUUUUUGCACUUUAAACCAAGUUGGUCGGCUGGCUUUCGGACGGCUGUCGGCUAUCCGGACAAAAAACUGCGCCAUUCUUUUUUUCUUUAUUCUUUUUUUCUUUUUUUUGAGAGGGGUAUCGAGGCUCAACUUCUACUGGCUGACGUCGUCUGUAACAAUUUAGCUGCCUUUUAACAAGGUCGUUCCUAAUCGUAUCGUUUGUUUUUGUUGUUGUUGCCUACGCUUCCUCCCCCUCCCCGCCCCUUAUUCUAAAUCGCAUAUGGCUUUUUAGCGUUUAUAUUUUCUGCGGCAUUUUUUAAAUGUUUCCCUCAAGCUUCACAAAACAAAAUUGUGGUUUUGUGUGUGGGGCUGAAGAGGGGGGCGUUGUUUACCUCGCAAUCCUGUCACCAAGCUGCUACGGCGGCCGCCGGCGAAGCUGCCAAGUCUUUACUGAAUCUGCUCCAUCGCUUUACGGGUAACUUUGGAGAGGACACCGGAGAUUGAUUAAAAGCUGCAAAAGCCGUGUUUGACCCAAGCUGCGAGAAGCAAGCAAAACAAGAACGACAACCAUUUGAUGGAAGAAAAGAAAAAGAAAAAACAAGAAGAGAAGAUCAAGAAGGACAUCGCUCAGAAAAAGGCUGCUGAACAGAAACCCAAAGUGCCAGAGCCUGCUCCCACUAAGCCCAGUCCCUGCACACUCCACCCCGCCAGCCCUACGCUGCCACUCUCCUCCUCAUUGUCUUGUGGAAAUGACAAGCGCGCCUCCUGCGGCAGCCAGCUCCACAAUCCCGUCGCCCCUCAGCCGCAGUGCCCGUCGUCUUCUGCCGCCGCUCGCUACCCACCCCGAGAGGUGCCCCCUCGCUUCCGGCAGCACGAGCACAAGCAGCUACUGAAGAGAGGCCAGCCGCUGCCCGCGGGAGCCUUCGGUGCUCUCCCGGCCUCGUUGUCACCUUCGUUACCUUACUCGCAGUCCUCUACAAGUACCAGCAGCGUUAGCGCAAACUCAGCAGAGUUCACUGCAGACCAACAACUCUCAGACAUAUCCCCCAGGAGUGGCCCUGUUGCCCAGAGUUGCCAUUGGGGAGCAUCCUCGCAUUCAGACAGCACUUGCGGUGCCAACAGCUGGAAUCAAGGAAAAAUUGACGGAAGUGACACUGAAGCUUGGCCCUCUAUUAGCCGCAGCAGUGAUCCUGCAGCACCAGAAUGCCCCUUGGGCUCAGCUAAGUACAGCACAGACGUCAGCGCUGUCACUACCGUCGGUAAUACUUUUCUGAGUAUGGCCACAGGUGCCACAGGCCAGCCGGCCCACUACACAUCCCUCAAAUCAAACAAUAACAUGAUGACAGGACCUGGGUCUGCCAACACAUUGUCCAGUAACAGAGGUUGGGGCUCAGACGCCAAACAAGAUGGAAUGAACGGAGGGCGAGGAGGCACGCCUAAUCAUUGGGGCUCACCCGGUUUUAACUUGAAUCUUAAUCCCAAUGCCAACCCUUCAGCGUGGCCUGUUCUCGGUCAAGAGGGCGGCGGUGGUGUUAUUGGCCCAAAUGGGGUCUCCCCCUCAUCUCACCCACCGGGCAAUGGAAACAUUGGCAACGGGAGCCUUGGAGGCACAAGCACGUGUGGCGGAGGUUGGGUUAGCAUGGUUGGUGCUAAUGAAAAUGAACAGCAGCGCCCUUCAACCAACACAAGCUUGUCCUUCAAUAUGGAAACUAACCUUAACACUGAUGGACCAAACCACACCAAGCAACAAGCUCAGGAGCCAAUGAGCCCUCUCCACGGCUUAACUGGCUGGGGAGGUCAGUCGCCAACUGAAUCAUCCCAACUCAAUGAAGACACAACAGGCAGCUCUGGAUGGGGUAGCGGGGAAACUAAGGCAGCGGACUCCCCCAAAGACUCUGGCUGGGACGCAGCUCCCCCCGCAGGCCUCUCUGCUUGGGGCCGACAAGGAAGCGGGGGUGGCGGCAGUAAUGGAAGUGGUGGCUGGGGUGACUGGGGGAAAUCCUCAGGAGGUGGAGAUGCAUCGAAAGGCUGGGACUCUGUCGAACCUGUCGUUACGGGUUCAGGUCAAGAGCAACAACUUGGAUCAUGGGGUAAGCAGGCUGGAGCUGCCCCAGCCAGCGAAGGUAGUGGAGACAGUAGAGAUGGGCAUUCUCACCACAGAGAUAGGUCCUCAAGCAUGGAUUAUACCCCAGUGUUACCCCGACAAGACCUGGACCCUCGGGUGCUCAGUAACACCGGUUGGGGACAGACUCCCAUCCGACAGCACACGGUGUGGGAGAUGGAGGAAGCCAACUCUGAUGAUGGCAAAAGCAACAGCAGCUCAGAUACAUUUGAAAGUUCUAGUUCUAACAGUGGAUCUGUGUGCACCAAUGGCGGUACCGUCAACCCCAACAUGGGUACCAAUCCGCGGCAUGGAUCUGAUGGAAAACAUGAGAGUGAAGGAUCAUCAGGCUGGGGAGCCCCUCCACCUCCGCCAGUCGAGACUUCCUCGGGAUGGGGCGAUGCCCCGCGUUCACAGAAAGAAGCCACCAAUGGCACUACCAGUGGCUGGGGAGACCCCAGCGGACCGAAAAAUGCAGGCAUGACAUCUUGGGGCUCUGAGGACAAGUCACCAAGCUGGGACAGUGACAUGACAAAAAGCCAGUCCAAUAAUUGGGGGGAGGGCCCGCUUAACUCCCGUGGUUGGGGAAAUAGUAAUAGCGCUGCCAACAGUUCUAGCACGAGAGACUGGGGAGAACCAGAGCGCAAGAACAAUGGCUCCCCCAGCAGCAUGUGGGAAGGAGAAGCAGGCAAUGGAGGUAAUGGGAGAUGGAAGGAUAACCCGAGAGAGGCAAUGCGAGGAGGUGCUAAACUUACUACGUCUUCUGUAAGUGGCGGCACAUGGGGAGAAACAUCCCGUGCCAAUGGUCCAGUGCAGGGCACCUGGGGCUCCUCCAAGACCACCGAAAGCAGUGGCAGCAGCACUGGUAGUGGAGGAGGGGGUAGCAUUGGUUCUUGGGGAGGUCCUGGUUCUGUCAAACAGAACACCUCCGGCUGGAGCAGUGGCAGCAAACAGGACCAAGGCUUGGAAUCUACAGGUUGGGAGGAGCCCUCCCCUCCUUCUAUCCGUAGGAAGAUGGAGAUUGAUGAUGGAACAUCUACCUGGGGAGAUCCUGGCACACACAGCAAGACUGUCAAUAUGUGGGAUCGCAAUAAUCCCAAGAAUAAUCCCGGCAACAGCGGCCCACCUCCCAUUAAGAACGGUGGCAUGAUUACGUCCAACAAUAACAAUCACCCCGUUGGCCCUGGCAGCAACAAUCACCACCACGGCCACCCAAUGCACCACCAUCCUCACCAUGCCAACGUUCCAAGCCAUCUCCAACAUCAGCAUCAUGGAAACAACUAUGGGCCACCCAACACUUGUGCCCCACACCCAGGUGCCGGCCCCCAGAGUCGACCUCCCCUUGCUAACCCAGGAUGGGGAGACCUCCCCAGUGUUCAGCCUAAAUCAGAGCCUGCUUGGGGGGAGCCUGCAGCUCCAACAUCAGCUGUGGACAACGGCACCUCUGCUUGGGGAAAACCGUCAGGCGGUUUCAGCGGAUGGGGAGAUGGUGUUCAUGAGCCGGCUGGACCUUACGGGAGGACCAACGGACCCUCCUGUGCUGCACCCUGCAAGCCUGGUCCCAAACCUAUGCAAGACAGCUGGGGGAAUGGAGGGGACGAAAUGGGCAUGUCUACAGGCCAGUGGGACACUGAGGACGGGGACAUGUGGAGCAGCCCCACCUCGCUAGACAGCAGCUCUUCUUGCAAUUCCUGGGGCAAUGGACUCAAGAAGGGCCCAAGCAAGGGGAAGAUGAUUAACAAACCAGAUGAGACCUGGAUCAUGAAUCGUCUCAUCAAACAGCUCACUGACAUGGGUUUUCCGAGAGAUCCUGCUGAGGAGGCAUUGAAGAGCAACAACAUGAAUCUUGACCAGGCCAUGAGUGCUCUGCUGGAAAAGAAGACUGACCUGGACAAGCGUACAAUGGGCAUUUCCGAUUACAGCAACGGCCUGAACAAGCCACUGGUGUGUCGACCAUCCCUGCUCUCUAAAGAUCCCUCCGACCGCAACGCCUACCUUGACAAGGAUGGCGUUCUUUCCGACGAUGCCCCCCCAUCACCAUUUAUGCCUUCCCCCAACCUGAAGCUCCCCCUGGCCAACAGUAGCCUUCCUGGGCAGGGUCUGGGACCGGGCAACUCGGGGCUGGCCAUGCAAAACUUGAACAACAGACAGAUACCCAGUGGAAUGUUUGGCAACAGUGGAGCAGCACAAAGCCGGGCCAUGCAGCAGCAGCCUCCUCAGCCACCAGUGCCACCUCUGAGCUCCUCCAUGCCUAGUCUACGUGCUCAAGUGCCUCAGUUUCUCUCCCCUCAGGUCCAAGCACAGCUCUUGCAAUUUGCAGCAAAAAACAUUGGUCUGAACCCUGCACUUUUAACCUCGCCAAUAAACCCUCAACAAAUGACCCUGUUGUACCAACUUCAGCAACUGCAAAUGGCAUACCAGCGUUUACAAAUCCAGCAGCAGAUGAUGCAGGCGCAACGUAACGUUUCCGGUCCCAUUCGACAACAAGAGCAGCAAGUCGCACGCACAAUCACCAACAUGCAGCAGCAGAUCCAGCAGCACCAGCGUCAGCUCUACCAGGCGCUGUUGAUGAAGCAGCAGCAGCUUCCCUCUCAUUCCGCCUCCUCUUCCUCCUCCCAAGCUGGUCUGCAUGCCCCCGGUGGCCCCACCGGAGGCCCCGGAUCCGCAAAAUCAACCCUGGACUCUUUCACAGGCCCACAUCACGCUCCGGGCCUGGCCGACACACUGCACACCAAAGAGCCGCUGUCUUCACCCAACGCCUACAGCACCUACCCUCUUUCUGGACUGAAUCCAAACAUGAAUGUAAACUGCAUCGAGGUUGGGGGUCUGUCUCUGAAGGAGCCCCCUCAGCCCCAGUCCCGCCUGUCCCAGUGGACGCACCCCAACUCCAUGGACAGCCUCGGGGGCAACACCUCAAACCUGGAGAACAACCUCAACAAACACGGUGCCAUAUCUGCCGCCUCUACCCUGGGGCCCCCUGGGAAGCCCUCACAGCUGGAGGAUUCCUACAGCCCAUACAAUCUGAUGUCCAGCUCGGACUCCCCCGCCAGCUCCUUGGUACCCCCAGAUAGCUGGGGCCAAGGCAAGAACCCCAAUGAAAAGAUCACCAACGGGACCAACAUUAACUGGCCCCCAGAAUUCUGCCCAGGCGUGCCCUGGAAGGGCCUUCAGAAUAUUGACCCUGAGAAUGACCCCAAUAUGACCCCCGGAAGUGUCCCCAGCGGUCCCACCAUCAACACUAACAUCCAUGACGUCAACAGAUACCUUCUGCGUGACAGGAAUGGAGGUAAAUUGUCUGAUGUGAAGUCCACCUGGUCCACGGGCUCCAUAACCCAGAAUCAUGCCUCCCUCACCCACGAGCUGUGGAAAGUCCCUCAAGGCCCACGCGGUUCCGCUGCCCCAUCCCGACCCCCACCGGGCCUUACCAACACCAAACCUUCCUCUACCUGGGGGGGAAACUCACUGGGUCUGGCCCAAGGCUGGAGUGGCUCUUACGCCUCUGAGGGGACCACCUGGAGUACAGACAGCUCCAACAGAACCAGCAGCUGGCUGGUGCUGAGAAACCUCACACCUCAAAUCGACGGCUCGACUCUGCGGACCCUGUGCAUGCAGCACGGCCCCUUGAUCACAUUCCACCUCAACCUGACCCAAGGGAACGCCGUGGUGCGCUACAGCUCCAAGGACGAGGCCGCCAAGGCCCAGAAGUCUCUGCACAUGUGUGUGCUAGGGAACACCACCAUCCUGGCGGAGUUUGCUGGCGAGGAGGAGGUGAACCGCUUCUUUGCACAAGGCCAGUCGCUGGCCUCAAACAACACCACCAGCUGGCAGGCCAACCCCGGAGCCAAUCAGAAUCGAAUGGGCGGGGCUGCGGUGUCACACUCCAUGGGCCAGUGGAGCACCGGCGGAGGAGGAGGCAGCGGCAAGGCCAGCGGAGGCGACCUCCUUUGGGGGGCAGUGCCCCAAUACUCCAGCCUGUGGGGGCCUCCGAGCGGGGAGGACGCACGUGUGAUCGGGAGCCCCACCCCCAUUAAUACCCUGCUGCCUGGUGACCUGCUGAGUGGGGAGUCCAUGUAGAAGGAUGCCACAGGUACGAUGGAUGCAGCACCACCACCACAACAUGGAUGUUGUACCAACAGGAGCAAAACCCAAGCAAAUCAUGUGGCGAUAAUCAACACCAUUUGACAACUUUCUGCAACUGUGAAAUGGGAAACGGAAGGCUCGACCUGCCUUCUGUUUCUUCUAUGUUACUUUUUAUUCCUUUUACUUUGCAACCUAAAAAAAAAAAAAAAAAAACUCAAGCACGACACAAAGAAACCUUUUUGAGUCUUUUUUUUUUUUUAGGAGAAGCAAUCAAAGCUGCCAUCUACCUUUUCCCUCCAAGAAGAAUCAUCCCUGACAAAAAAAAAAAAAAAGACUCUCAAGCGACCAUUCCCAGCAUGCCCUUGGCCAAUGAUGUGGUUGGAUGACCUUAACUCGUUACUCUUUGUUUCUCAGCACUAAUAUUAGCCUUAGGUGCUCACCAGGUCCUUUCCAAACCGCCUUUUUUUGUUGUUGUUGAUAAACUGAAGAAGCAGACGGAACCUUGCACAGUUUUUGACCUCUUGAGCCAGCGACUGGUGUAAAACUCUUCGUAAAGGCCCAGCUCCUCGGACUCUUCACUUCUCCUUGGACGCCGGACAGCUGGUUCAUUGUUCUGACGUCCGUCCCCUAACAUAUAAGCUCUGAGCAACUGCGGCGGCGCCCAAUCACUGAUGAGAUCCUCGCGGUCACCUCCAGUUUGCUUGCUGGUGCUUUGUGGAAUCUUCUACACCGUGUCAUCGCAGGGAAAAGGAGAGAGGACGCGGCUUUAACUCUUUUGAACGUGAUGGUUUACAUUGUGCAAUAUACACCGUAGAACUCUGUCUGUCCUGGCAGAGCUGGUCAGUUUUUGGAACUUGAAAAACCUUUUUGUUGUUGUUGUUGUCGUUUUGGGAGGGGGUGGGGUGUUCCCUCCGCAUCGCCAUUCGAAAAUCCGUGCAAGGUGGAGGAAAACAAAGAAGCAGUUUGGACUUUUGAUGCACACUUCCUGUCUGCGUGCCGCACCCACAGCCAACAAGAGACUGAAUCCCAUUGGACGCCUCUGGGUGUCUGGCACAAUACCAAAUAAAAAAAAAAAAGGGUGGAGGGGGUCCUGAGGGUAAGUUCUCCCAAUGCAGUAGACCUACGAGGCUUCUUAUCAUAGCACUUAUGAGGAGCUUGUGGCUUUCGACUCCACAAAGAAAUCAAAACAAGACAAAAGCUCUGACGAAGGGAAAACGCAACGUCAUCUUUCUGACAAACGGGAACAAUUCACUGUUACUCCAAAAUGCCCAAGCCUUGCUCACUCUGGAGACCGGGCGUGGGUGGGCAUCGGGUUGUGGGCCGAGUAGCGUAGGGGGGCGUCCACUGAGUGCCUCUUCGCUGUGGUCCGCCCAGGUGUCCGACAGCAGCACUUCCUCCCCCGGGCAACGUCUGGCAAUAAACCAGACCAACCCUUCUCAGUUGUUCAAACGCAAAGAUCACUUUAGCUGGAAGAUCUACUAGUCAUAUUUCUGGAUUGUCUCUCGUUGUUGUUUUGUGUCCGCGAUGCAUACGAAAGAGCCUCUCACUGUUCAUACGCAGAAACAUUUUUGCUCCGAGUGUGCUCAUCCUGUGUAAUGAAUGCAAAACAAGGAGAAAUACUAUUGAUUGUCUAUCGCUUUUUGGAGCUCAUCAUGCUUUGUGUUGGACAGUAUUCUGUAGUACUUCCAGAUCUGGGGGUGUUUUUCAUUCUUUUGAUCCAAGCUGCUCCACCUGCCCACAGGUUGCCCAUUGUGACCCCCUCAACACCGGCCACAUCCAGUAAACCCCCCCCUGCCCCGCCCCUGAGGCACAGAGGGCCCCUUGUAUCUGUUUCUAUGCAAAAGACGAGAAUCCGGGGCCCCUAACAAGCACGCCGCCACUCCAGCACUGCUCCCACCCCUACUGUGAACUUCACUACGGCCGCCAUUUUCUCUAGACACUGUCCCUAAAGUGGAGUGGGAAGAUUUUAUCAAAGGCUUGUGUCCAGACUUGAUCUCAGGGUAGGGUGGGGGACACACCGAGCACCACCAUGCAGCUCGCUCUCCACGCCUGUCCUUAGUUUUCUUGUACACACACCUCACGCAACGAAAAGACGCCAAUGUACUGUGCCAACUUCAAUUUGCUGAAUAGAGCACUUGUGUUCCCUUUUGAAAGGGGAAGCGGGGGGGGGCGUUAGCAUCACACCCUGAAAUGACAAAUGUUUCGUUUGUUUUUUGUUUAACAUAGCGCAGGGGGGGGAGCGUAUCAGUUUGCUUCAGUGCACAGUUGAUGAUGGGUAAUCCCGGGUACAUAUUUUUUUAAAACCAAAAAAAAAAAAACCCUACAAAUCACAUUUUAACAUCAUUUUUAUGAAGUUUGACAUAAAAAUAGUAAAGAAAAAAAAAAGCUUAAAAAAUGUAAAUGAGGAAAAAAAAAAGAAAAAGAUCUAUGAUAUGUUCAAGCUCUGCACUUCUAGCUGAAACGUCUCCGGUCGUCACGUUCUGCUAACACCACAAACAAGUAGACACACGACUGGGGUGCCUUUUUAUUUCAAUGGAUUUGAUUUGUUUUCAUUGUGGACGCUGUAUUUAUCUGUUUAUCGUUUUGUGUCGACAUCCUGCUCAAAGCAGGCCCGAUGUUGAAAAGUCCAUUUCCACUGUAUCGGAGUGGGUGAGAGGUACACAGUUUUAAAUCAAGAAGGAAAAAAGGGGGUGGGGACAAAGGCUACCUUUCAGGACACUGCGUCCUGCAGCACACAAGCAAAAAUCACUAUUGCCUGUUUCUGUAAAACUGCCUUGAUCCAAAAAGCUCAGACAGACCCAAUAGUCCACCAGUACCACGCCCAGAAAGUCAAAAGGGGCUUUCCCAUGCUGCACCAGCAUCGAGAGGCUCUCCUCUCCACAGCUCUCUACUCCAUUGCAGUACGUACAAUAUACAUAUAAACUGUUGCAUAUAUAUAUAUAUACACAUACAAAAUGUAUUUUACGUGUAUAUACUUUGUAUACAUGUGCAUCAACACUUCGGAUGGUAGCCUCGAAAAUGUUUUAUUUGUGUCUGCAAGAUUGAAAUGAAGAUGAGCAAUAUGUAUCCCCCCCCCAGACACGCACGUGCACGCAAAUUUACGAAGGAAGCAAUUCGGUUGUAAACGACUACUUGAUCACCCAUUCAGCACAUUCUUGCUUUUCAGCCACACCAUGCAGUAUACGUCAAAGCCAGUGUGCUGUCGUGCGCGUGCGUGCGUGUUUGUUCAUUAAUCUGCCCUCCAGCAUUUGCUAAUUUAAUUAAAAAAAAAAAAAGUCACAUAUCAAAAAAAUAACAAAAUAUUCUAUAUUGAACUUGAAUACUUGAACUACGGAGUACGAAUGAGUAUUUGGGCCAAGAACUGCGGAUUUUACACUAAAACAAAAAUUAGCACUUUUGUUUUUUAAACUAAAUUAAUUCUUGAUUUUCACCCCCUUUUCUCUUUUUUUUGCUUUUUGUUUCAAAAUUGUAUUCUCAGUAUUGUCAUUAGGACUUUAUUCUUGCAAGAUCAUGACUUCGCUCUCCUUGAAAGAAUACAAAUGACGUAAAAAUAGAAGAUUAUUGUGGGAAAGGUGAAACGUUUUCAUAAGAUUUUUGUAAAUAGUAGAUACAAUGCUCUUGAAUAUUGCAACUAAUUUGUGAAUUGGUUUUCAUAAACUUUUCUGGAAUCAAACACAUCUUUGAAGAAGCCUUUUGAAUUACCAUGACUUGGGUUAUCCUUUUUUCCUCGAGACUGGCCCAAAUACUCCUUGGUAAUGGAGCGCCAAUAAUGUAAUGUGAAGUCAGUAAAGGUCUCUCUAACUCUCUCUCGUCUACCAGCUAACAUGUAGACGAUGCAAAUGUUUUUGCAUUAAGUGAAUCUUUCAGAGAGAGAAAAAAAAACUGCAAGCAUCAGCUAUGGUUGUGUGCGACGGAUGUUUGAAUGUGUGCCAGAAACUGUGUAUUUUUUUUUUUUUUGGGGGGGGUCUGGUUCUCUUCUAAUGUUGCACUGAGUGUCUUGUGCCCCUCACUCAGCUAAUCGUAGUCAAAAAGUACGGGAGGGGCGACGGUGACAAUUCACGUGUACAUGUUUACUCAAGGAAUUUGUUUUCAUUCUAUCUGUACAAAAAAAAAAGUUGAUCUACCUUAUAGUGGCUUUUAUUGUGGAGUAAUCCCGAUGCGGGGUUAUCUUGAGUAUUGCACCAUUUUGUUUCAAUAAGGUAAAAAAAAGUUUUCAAAAAAAAUGUAAAAUAUAAAUUAAAAAAAUAAAAUAAAUCAAGACAAAGAGGCAAGGCCAUAGCUAGGUGUAGAAGGAUUGAUUGACUAGUGUAGCAUCAAGAAGAAUUGGGAAGAAAAGGGAGGCGGGGUCAUUUCAGAGGUGCCUAUCAUUUGUGUUCCUGUCGUUUACAAGCAUUUCAUUUGUGUCACCUUCAAAGAAAGUAGGAAUUACUACGACAGGAAUGUUGUGUUUUAAUAAGCAAAUCCUCUUCCGUGGAAUAUGGACAUGAAAACCUUGCAAAAUGAGGAUAUGUAUGCUACUUUCAGAACUCUGGGAUCGAUCAGUGUUGUCGUCAUAUUUCAAGCUCGGCCCUCGUUCCUUCGUUUGCUCGCUUUCUUGCACACUUGUUGUCGAAACAUUCAUGAAUUUUGUCUCAGGAAGGCCAGAAAUUCCAACUUCCCAACACCGCCAUCAUUUUUCCCCCUCUUUUUAUUAUUUUUUUUUUUUUUUUUUUUUUUUGCUUCUCCCAAGCAAGCACUGAAGCUUUUUUCGGGGACUCUCAAAACCAUGACGACAACAACAUGUUUGUAUUGUAGCAAGUGACAUAUUUACCAAAUAAGACUGAGAAUCAACUUUGAAUAUUGAGAAGUUAAAAAAGAAAAAAAAAGUGCUUUACAUGUGAAAUCUUACGUAGAGAUUGCUUUACAUUUAAAAACAAGGAUCAAUGGAAACUCGUUUGUUUUGUUUGUUAGUUUGUGAGUGCAGGAUGUUCUCAAUCAUCUCUCCGUGUGUCCGCGGGACACUUUUCAAGCAUCAGAGAGAUUUCAAGCAAAAGGAUCAUGAUCUAUGCACAAAAGUGGGAGGGUUCAGGGUUUCAUGUCGGCUUCUUCUUUGACUAAAUGUGCUCAUGUCGUUGUCUCGUGUUAGCUAACCCUUUUGACGUCGCCAUGCUGUGGAACCCUUCUUAACCAAUGAGCGCUUGUCCUUCUGCUUAAAGCACUGUGGGUGGGCCUGAGAAGAAGCCCGUGACUUGCUUUUUGUUUGUUUGUCUUUUGAGGGAGGGAUCAUAUGAGGGGGGGGGGGGGGGGGGGGGGACUUUGCCUUUCUCUAUAUACUUUAACACACAAAUAAUGGAAAAAUGUCUGUAACUGAAUUACAAAGUUGUGGCUUUUUAAAUGUUGUUCCUUUUUCUCCUCAUAGAAUGUGAUUGUUAAGACAUGCACCGGGAAAAAAAAAAUACCUUUCCAUUUGGACUAUGGAUCUUCUUUCGGAUAAUAUGAAUAAAAAUUACAUUUUCUUGGCUGUUA